CAAAGCCGGCCAAGCUAACCUGAGCGGUGAAGAGAUCCCGUUGACAGCAUCCGUGAGCAUCCUGCAAGCAUUUUCAAGCGGUCCGCAGGCAGGUUGCCGAGUCGCCGAGCAACAAUUGCCUAUUCGGGGAUCGCCGGCGGUGGGGCUGGCAGUGUAUAACUACAACCCCCGCAGCGACCUUAGUUACAAAAUACCUCUUUCUCUUUCUCUUCCAUUCUCCUUACCAUACCUUUCAUUCACUUUUCAACCGACAAAAUGUUUGCGAAACGUGCCGUCCUUUUCAGCAUUCUUGCUACCGGAGUUGGACUCGCUCAAUCAAUCAGCCUCUCCGCCGGGUGCCAGUCGACACUAGCCAGUCUAGUUGUCUCUCCCAAUUCUGCCUGCUUGAAUCCGCAGGCUUUGGUGGGCAUUGUCACGGCGGACGAUAAUGCUUCUCUUGUCAAUCCGAUCGACAACUGGUUGUCUGGACAAUGUUCUCAGCCUCAAUGCACCAAUGAGACGCUUGCCAAUAUUGUUUCCACUGUUACUGCGGGCUGCCAGUCAGACUUGCAGUCCCUUGGAUUUGGCAAUCUCAGCGCAGAUGAGAUCACAAAUGUGGUUCAGAUGGCAUAUCCCACAGUUCGCAAAGUGGCUUGUCUGUCGAACCAAUCCAAUAAUACAUUGUGUGUCACCGAGACUCUCAACAACGUCCAGUCCUCCGUGGGCACCUUGAGCAAAACCGAACUGCAGUCUUUAGUUUCGCAAAUCAGCGGGGGACAGUUGCCUGAUAUUCCCUCCUCCACGCUCUGCACCGACUGCACCAAGGAGGGUUUCAACAUCGUGAAAACUGAUUUCCCUAGCCUUGUCACUUCCAACAUUGAAGGUGUGGUCACCAACGAGUGCAGUGCCGACUUCGUCGGUUCAUGGCUCCACUCCAUCGAACAUCGAGCAGACGGCUAACACUGCUACUGCCACGCCUGCAGGGAACGCCAGUGGUUCCACGAUGGCAUCUUUGCCCGUUGGCAUCGCCUUCUCGGCAAUUCUCACCCUAACAUCCGCAUUCGCACUCUUUGUUUAAUUUAUUUAGUGUAGGAACGGACCAUGCAUGGGACAUUAGCUGUGAUGUUCGAGAAUGUCAUUGUAUAUCUUAUUUUAACCAUAUUGCGAUGCUAGUGACUACGAGCAUUUUGAGUUGAGCGAGUCGUCAUUGUCCCC
This is a messenger RNA of Somion occarium, 1194 nucleotides long. The record is from the annotation of a GenBank genome assembly. Lineage: Eukaryota; Fungi; Basidiomycota; Agaricomycetes; Polyporales; Cerrenaceae.